GUUCGAGAUCUCGGUGUGAGAGCAUUAAUAUUAGGUCACUAACAAAUCUCAGGUAUACACAUCGAUAUAGUGCCGACUGUUCAAAACAAUAAUUGGAAAAUGAGUGACACUAACCCCAGCACACAGAGUAUAGCGGACUAUUUAGCACAGCUACUAAAAGAUAAGAAACAAUUGGCAGCGUUCCCAAAUGUAUUCAUACACGUAGAACGACUUCUUGACGAAGAAAUAGCCAAGGUCCGGUCGAGUCUGUUCCAGAUAAAUGGCGCAAAGAAGGAACCCCUGGUGCUGCCUGACGCUGAGGGGACCCCCACUACGCUUACAGAGAAAGUUUACGUUCCCGUCAAGGAGCAUCCAGAUUUCAACUUCGUGGGCCGUAUUCUUGGCCCUCGGGGCAUGACAGCGAAGCAACUAGAACAAGAAACCGGCUGCAAAAUCAUGGUACGGGGGCGGGGCUCCAUGAGGGACAAGAAAAAGGAGGAACUGAACAGGGGAAAGCCAAACUGGGAGCACCUGAGCGAUGAACUGCAUGUUCUGAUCACAGUGGAGGACACAGAAAACAGAGCCACCAUGAAGAUGCAACGAGCUGUUGAGGAGGUUAAGAAACUCCUGGUUCCCGCUGAUGGAGAAGAUGAGCUCAAGAAGAGGCAGCUGAUGGAACUGGCCAUCAUAAAUGGAACGUACCGAGAUUCAAGCAUCAAAGUAGCGGCAACAGCUGCAGCUUGUGAUGAAGAAUGGCGACGGCUCACAGCAGCUGCAGCAGAGACACAGCGACUGUUGUCUCCAGGGAUGCCAGGCUUGGCAACACCCAUACGUAAUCCAGCAACACCACUGGGUGCACCACUGAUCUUGUCCCCAAGGCUCCCGGUUCCCACAACAGCGGCUUCCCUUCUGAAUGGGUCAGGUCACCAAGGGCCACUUCUGUCGCCCCAUGAUCCUCAUGGUCUAAUUUACACACCAUAUGCUGAUUAUGCCAACUACGCAGCGCUGGCAGCAUCUCCUCUUCUUACAGAUUAUGCCACAGCAGAACACUCGGAGCAGCGGUGGGUCACGGUUGGGGUGUGAACCACUGGUUGCAUGCGCGAUGGCCUGACCAACGGUAGCCCAUGCUUGUAAAUGCAUGGCACGAAGAAGCAGCCCCACCAAGGUCUGCUGUCUGCCAGAUUGAACAAUGAACAACAAUAUCGAGAUUUCUGUUGUUAUGCUCCCCAAUUAUUGCUUGGCAGGUGUUUCUAAUGUUUGGAUUGUUUUAAAAGUUGUACAAGCAUAAAUCCGCUGCAUAUCAAGUUGUUGCAUGUUUAAUCAAAUGCCUUUUAUAAAAUGUGUAAGAUACUUCCAAAUAAAAUGCUCAAAGACAUAAUAAGUGAACGACUUUAGAAUUUUCAUCCACACCCAGCAGAAAGGAAACAGCAGAAGAGAAUUUGAGAUUUUAUGUUCUCAUGGAGACUACUGAGAAUGCAGUCUUCUGGCCUGUACACCAUGUAUUUUGGAAGAAGCCUUUUCCAAACUACACAGCAUUACAACACAGAAGAUCAUACCAUUCAAACGCCACUGUGAGAACCUCAUAUUCACCAUUAGAUUAUUGUUUGCUGGAAAGUGAUACUGUGUUGUUUGGUAAAUAAUUGCCAAAUUGUACUGCGUCACAUCCCAGAAGACAGUAAUCCGUGAGAAUAUUUUAAGUAUGUUGCCAGUUUUACUGAUAGAUGUAUGUUUAUUUUAUUUUCUGUGAGGGAAACAAAGCAUCUGUUUAUAACAUACAUUUCUCAUACAUUGAAACUAAUAACAAAAGUAUCAAAGAUUAUGUAAUCAUCAUCAUUAUCUAAAGUAUGGCUUAAGAAAAGUGAAAUGAUACCAGCCAUAUAAUCGUUCGUCUUAAUGAUUUGAAACUGAUUAUUGAUGGAAUUAAUUAUAUGUCUUUGAGCCAUAUUAUUUGAAGUUUUCAAGACAUACCUGAAUAGCAUUAUAAUUUUUCGUUGUGCUUCAAUUAGAUAGCCUGAUAAGUGUUUUGGAAGUUAUGUUUCAUUUGCAUGAAAUUCAGCAGAGAAGCAUACUGUAGAUAUUCAAUAAUAUUUGCUCAUGCAAUAUUGGGAAGUGUAAUAAUAUUCAUGUGAGAACUUUGAUCAUGCAGGAUUGUUCCAGUGUGAUGAUUUGUUUUAAAUAUUUGACAGUGCAGGUAACCGUAAAGAAGAACAUAAACAUUAAUGAUAAGUUCAUGUUUCUAUAUACAGUAUAAAUAUUUAUAUAAAUCUUAGAAAAGUGUUAGUGAUAUAUAGGAGAAUCAUCCAAGUUAAGACUUAGGAUAAGUGAUGUUUUGUUUUCAUUUAGUGAAGGAAUUUUUUAUAUAUUGUAUGAUUGGUGUAUGUCUUAUAUAGUAAAUGUGCGCUCUCUUGGUGUGAUAAGUUCGUAGGUUUUGAAUGUUUUUCUGUAUGAAAGUUGAAUGUAUGUGAUAAUGUUUUUAUUAAGAUUUUUCUAUAUAACUUUUUUAUUGUACAAGUAUUACAAUGAAGACUUUCAGAAUGGUGAUGGGUGUUAAAGUAUUUAUGGCAUUGGAAGUAUUAGUAGCUACUGUAGAGCCCAUUUUAAAGAAAUACAAUUAAAGUUGUAUAAAAAUCAAAUAUUGGUGAUGGGUAAACAAUUUCUGUUUAUUUAUAUUAUGAUUUCAUUUUUUUUUAACAGAAUUAACACAUAACAUGGGUAAUCUGUUUAGGAAACACGAGAGUGGAAACCACAGUCAUAGUGCCCUCCUUUAAUGUCUGCAGUAAAACACAGUAACAAACCCCUUGUGAAUUUUACGAGACUGAGUGCCUGACAUCUUAAUAACAACAAGCUUGAGGGACCAAACAUUUGUCUGAAAGAAUGAUCUAUUGCAGUCUUUUAUUAAUUUCCCAUCUUAAUAAUCCAUAAUUUGGUAAUUACUUUACCCAUAAAGUUAAAGAUAAAACAGCUAUUGAUACUGCUGUCUUCACAUUAAUAUUAAUUAAUAAUAUUAAUACCAUAUUAAUAAACAGAAUGUUUGGUUGUGUGAGUGAGUGGUAGCCAAAAUGGUGUUAUAUAGUUAAUUGUGCAGCAACAAGCAGAUUUCCUAAUGGUAUUUUGAGUUGUCAGAAUUCUAAUAGGAUUUGACAUGCCAAACAUGUUGUGGAUUACAAGCUGUGGUAUGACAUAACAAGGCGUGACAUAUCAUGACAUCAUGUGUCUUGAGGAUGUGUGGCCUCUCUGAUGUGGUAAACAUUUAGUAUUAUCUGUGAGCUGAAUACCAUUGAAUUGUUCAACACAGUAAUAUGACAAUAGUGCCAUAAGAAAGUUUUUUUUACCCAUAUUAAGGUGCUCUUAUUUUUCUUAUUUAGUGAGUUUUUAUUUUUUGAGGAUGAAAUCCAUUGCUUAGAGCAACAAUUAUAAUUUGUAAAAAUGUAGACAAAUUUAAUUAUUUUGAAACAAGGAACAUAGAAUGAUUGAAUGCAAACAGAGGAGUUUUACAUUGCUUAUUUAAAAAAAAAAUGGCAUUGCUGUUUAUUAAACUUUAUUCCACCAAAAGUAAUAUUAAAUAAAAAUAAAAGUCCAUCAGAGUAAAUUACCAAGAAGAAGGCUGCAAACAGAGCUGUAGGUUCUUGCUUGGCUUUCUGUUCACACUGAAAAGGAACAUGAUAUUUUCUUCCAAAACAUCGGUUGACUUCUGUCAACCUAUAUAUCCUUACAACCUUGAAGUUCAUACUCUGCAUAGAACAAAAUGUUGUUGCUCUUUUGAGUGUGGGAUCAGAAAUGAAACCCUUGUUAAAGGCCCAGGGUCUAACAGUAUAUUUUAUUCACAUAACAUUGCAUAUCUUUGCAGUUUUAUCCUACUACUCCAUUUGUUUGUUUGUUUGUAACAGUGAAUACUGAUCUUGCAUUGUAGCUCCUUAGGGCACGGUUAUAUCAAAAGAAUGUGACCAAUACUGAAACAUAAAGAAAUUGAUACUUAACAAACUUCUAAAUUAAAAAAAAAAACUGGAAGAAAUAG
Cryptotermes secundus is the source of this 3994-nucleotide messenger RNA. RefSeq names its product protein held out wings (gene how). Gene Ontology annotation, molecular function: mRNA binding. The transcript has 7 exons. Lineage: Eukaryota; Metazoa; Arthropoda; Insecta; Blattodea; Kalotermitidae. The coding region runs from base 100 to 1062 and encodes 320 amino acids. Gene Ontology annotation, biological process: regulation of mRNA splicing, via spliceosome. The record is from RefSeq and is a predicted model, not a curated record. Gene Ontology annotation, cellular component: nucleus.